AUGAAUGAAGAAUUUGAACCAGGAGAUUUGGGACCUUACACCGUGGUUGUCAUGACGACGGCGCAGCUCAUGAGUCUCCGCAAGACGACGCUGCUCUCACAAAUGCGACGCCUUUUCCCGCUUUUCUUGUAUUCUUGUAUUUCGUGUGAGAAGCCAGAAGUUUGCUAUCCCUGGGUGGUUCGCCAUCGAAUCGAUUCAAUAUUGCCGACGAGCCAUUUGUUUUGUGUGAAUCGUCAAAACGACGCCAUCGAAUACGAGCAUUUGGAAAUUGUGCAAACCGAAGAGCAAUGGAACGAUUAUUCAGCGAGGCGCAAUGUUGGCGACGAUUCCGUCGAGAUUCCGAAGAAGCGAGAAUUGGUCGAGAUUCGAAUAGGCGAUCGGAUUCGGCCGCUUCAUUUGCCGGCGUCGAUUUCGUCGAAUUCGGAAUGCUCCGGAACGCAAAUCAUAGAAUGGUCGAGAAAUUUGACGAUUCGCUGCAAGACCCAAUUGACGAAGUGCGAAUCGCUUGGCGUUGGCGACAUGUUUGGCGAGACGCUCGUAUGGAAUGGCACCAAUAUUCCAUAUGUGGUGCACACGCCACUGGUGCAACCGAAAUGGAAUGGAAGCGCGUGCAUCGGAGCGCCGAAGCUGAUUGUUCUCGAGAUUCGCCAAAAUCGAACGAAUGUGAUCGGCGUCGAAUUGAGCGUCGAAUAUUCGACGAUCGGCGGCGACGCGUACGAGCGGCAAUUUCGUGUGGAAUUUGUCGAAUGGCGACCGCCCAUCGCCAAUGAAUCGCUAUUGGCGCAAUAUCGCGAUGGCGAGCCGAUUUUUGCGGUCAAUGGAAUCGUCGCGAUGCCUCUGGUAAUCCCAUCGCUUUCCGAAUGCAAUUCGCGCGGCUCGAAAUUGGAAACGGUGAAAUUCAAGCGAUUCGUGUCGACGGUUUGCGAGUUGGCGACGACGAGCUGCGAGCACGCGAAAUCGGCGUCGCGUGCGUUCUACGCGAAUCUGUUUCCGCGCGAGAUUCUCUCGGCGCCCACCGACGAUUCGGAAGCGGCGCUCGUGCAUCGCGUCAACACGACGUGGGACGAGAAGGCGCCGUCGAGCGGCGCCUGCCGGCUGCCGGUCGCCGCGCUCUUCGAAGUCUACGUCUCGCGGCAAGGCACCACCAGGGAAUACCGCGAGUUGAUUGUGGCGGCCAGUGUACAAUUAAGCCUAGACUAUAUUGUGUAUAAUCCUGGCGACAAGCUAAAACUGCCAAUCACCAUAAAAUUCACUGAAAUCAUACCGAAGCCGAUAUCGACGUUCGCCUCACUUCCUUAUAUCGACCUACGACUUCCCUAUGAUUUCUUCUAUCCAUUUAUCAAAAGCUCGGCAAAUUGCUCAAUAUCGAUGCUACAAACUCUCAUAUUUCUCGAAAUUGUCUCAUUAUUUGCAUGA
This is a messenger RNA of Caenorhabditis bovis, 1416 nucleotides long. The record is from the annotation of a GenBank genome assembly. NCBI's taxonomy places the organism in Eukaryota, Metazoa, Nematoda, Chromadorea, Rhabditida, Rhabditidae.